Molecule: messenger RNA, 1938 nt
Organism: Aureobasidium vineae
Lineage: Eukaryota; Fungi; Ascomycota; Dothideomycetes; Dothideales; Saccotheciaceae
Source: the annotation of a GenBank genome assembly
AUGGGACUCAUUGGAAAGACGUCGCAUGUCGACACGAAAGACGAGCAAAUUCGCGACUCGGACCAUGCUGAGCAGAAGGGUGCUGCCGACCACAUCAAGCAUCCUUUCUCUGACCUGAGGCAGAAGCUGAAGGAGUCAUCGCUGUACGACAUUAAGGUCAAGGCCAUCCAUGCGAAACACAAAAUCGGCAAGUGGCAGAACCUAGUCAAUCCCAACCACCGUCACGACGAAGAGCACGAAAAGGCAACCGAUGAGAAGAGAACGAGAAUUGGCGAAGGUCAUCGCUUUGAGAGUUUCGCUCCCGAGAGAGACGGAAACAAGAUAAAAUGGUACAUUGACGGCCGUGACUACUUCCAUGCCGUCUCGGUCGCACUUGAAAGAGCAAAGGAAACCAUCUACAUUGAGGACUGGUGGCUGUCCCCCGAACUCUUCUUGCGCAGACCCCCAUUCACCACCCAGGAUUGGCGUCUGGACCACGUCUUGAAGCGUGCGGCCGAACGUGGUGUUCAGAUCUAUAUCAUUGUCUACAAAGAGGUGAAUCAAGCUCUUACUUGUAACUCGGCACAUACCAAGCGUGCCCUUCGUGCUCUUUGCCCCGAAGGCACUCCUGGCCAUGGCAACAUCCAUCUCUGGGCGCACCACGAAAAGUUCAUCGUUAUCGACUUCGAUCUUGCCUUCAUCGGAGGCCUGGAUCUUUGCUUCGGUCGCUGGGAUCAAAUGCAGCAUCCACUGGCUGAUGCUCACCCCGCCGGUGUCGAGGAAGAAAUCUUCCCUGGACAGGACUUCAACAACAACAGAAUCAUGGAUUUCCAAAACGUCCAAGAUUGGAAGAGCAACGAACUGAGCAAGGCCGAUUAUGGACGCAUGCCAUGGCAUGAUGUGGCCAUGGGCGUCAUCGGACCUUGCGUUUAUGAUAUCGCCGAGCAUUUCCAGUUGCGCUGGAACUUUGUCAAGCGUGACAAGUACAAGCGUGACGAACGUUUCGACUGGCUUACUCUCGAGGGCCGCGAAGGCGAAGAUGAGGAUCUGAUUGCAGUCCAAAGGCCUAAGCAUCCUGUUGGAGAGUACAUUCACCACCCAAUCUCGCCCAUAAACGUCAAGACUGGUAGACCGGACCCCAGUAAUGUCCAAGGUAGUGUUCACGCACAGAUUGUGCGGAGCAGUGCCGAUUGGUCAAGUGGUAUUUUGACCGAGCACAGCAUCCAGAAUGCAUACUGUGAGAUUAUUCGAAACGCUCAGCACCUUGUUUACAUUGAGAACCAGUUCUUCAUCACUUCAACUGGUGAAGAACAAGCACCCAUCCACAAUCAGAUUGGUAAGGCUAUCGUGGAUGCUUGUGUCAGAGCAGGCAAGGAAGGCCGCAAGUUCAGAGUCAUCAUCGUUAUUCCGGCUAUUCCUGGAUUUGCUGGUGAUCUCAGAGACAAUGCUGCUGCCGGAACCAGAGCCAUCAUGGACUAUCAAUACAAGUCCAUCAACAGGGGCGAACACUCUAUCUUCGGUCAAAUCAGGAAACAAGGUGUAGAGCCCGAGAACCACGUCUUCGUCUUCAACCUUCGCUCAUACGAUCGACUCAACAAGACCCCGGCGAUGAAGAGGAUGGAAGACGAGUCUGGUGUUACUUACCAAGAAGUUCAACGUGCUCAAGCUGAGGAAAUCAUGUCAUCAGGUGUGCAUGGUGGCGCUGAGUCAUCCUCCUCAGACGAGGGUGAAUCUGAGGAUGAUGAGAAAGAGCACUACUCGAGCCGCAAGAAGAAGUUCGAGGCCCGUAGAGCGGCAGCUGGACUUAAGAAAGAUCAGAUCAUCAGUGAAGACAGUGUGGCUAAGAACGCUAUGUUGGGCGAGAAGAAGGUUAGCGAAGAAAAGUGGGAUGAGAAUGAUCUGGAACAGGAAAAGGCAAAUUGGGUACAGGAAGAGCUUUACGUUCAUGGANNAAAGUAA